Molecule: messenger RNA, 1261 nt
Organism: Erythranthe guttata (spotted monkey flower)
Lineage: Eukaryota; Viridiplantae; Streptophyta; Magnoliopsida; Lamiales; Phrymaceae
Source: RefSeq, a predicted model, not a curated record
AUGUCCACCUGCAUCUUCCUCCUCUGGCUUGUCAGCAUCCCCCUUUCAAUCCACGCCACCCCACAACCUAGAGGUAAUUACCUCCUAAACUGCGGCGCUAGCGAAAAUGCUGAAGAAGGGCCUCUAACAUACAUCCCUGACGACAACUACAUAUCAACCGGCAACAAAACAUCCUUAAACAGAACCGACAUAUUACCUCGUUUACAAACCCUCCGUUUCUUCCCUAACGAAAACGCCAGAAAAUUCUGCUACACCUUCCCCGUCAUCAAAGAAAAGAAGUAUCUCGUCAAAACAAUCUACUUCUACGGACGAUUCGAUGGGGGUAUCAACCCCCCGAUUUUCGAUCAGAUGAUAGAUGGGACGAAGUGGAGCGUGGUGAACACCACGGAGGAUUACGCGAGUGGGGGCUCUUCGUACUACGAGGCAGUUGUCGUUGCUCAGAAUAAGUUUCUGAGCGUUUGUUUGGCGAGAAACGAGCACACCGUGCAUGGCUCGAGCCCGUUUAUUUCGUCUCUCGAAGUUUAUUAUUUGGAUGAUUCGGUUUAUAAUUCGACCAAUUUCGAGAAGAAUGUUUUGGUUAGUGUUGCGAGGAAUAGCUUUGGUUCUGAAGGUGACAUCAUUAGUUUUCCGGACGACAAUUUCAAUCGGUAUUGGCAGCCAUUCAAGGACGAAAACCCGUUCGUUUCGAGCCAGUCGAGUGUAAGUCCAAGAACAUUCUGGAACAUUCCACCACAGAAGGCUUUUUCAUCAGCAAUAACAACAAGCAGAGGAAAGAACCUCGUACUAAACUGGCCCCCGUUUUUGCUCCCGAACGGACUUUAUUACGUCGCAUUGUACUUUCAAGACAAUCGAAAUCCAAGCCCUUACAGCUGGAGGGUCUUUGACGUUUAUAUAAACGGAGUUAAAUUCUACGAAAAUCUAAAUGUCACGGAUAGUGGACUUAGCGUUGUCGGUGCCGAAUGGCCUCUUAGUGGCAAAACCGAAAUUACUCUUAUUCCUAGUAGCGGAACUCCCGUCGGACCGUUGAUCAAUGCUGGUGAAUUAUUUCAGAUUUUAUCCUCCGGAGGAAAAACCGUUACUCGAGAUGUGGUGGCGAUGGAGGAAUUACGAGAAAAAAUAUCUAACCCGCCGGAAGAUUGGGCGGGCGAUCCAUGUCUGCCUAGACAGAAUUCUUGGACAGGUGUUUCGUGUUCGAAACAAGCUCCGUUUCGAAUUCUUUCUUUGUGAGUUCUAUUUAAAGAAAUUAAAGUAAUUUUUUUUA